Messenger RNA from Fimicolochytrium jonesii, 925 nucleotides. RefSeq lists its product as uncharacterized. NCBI's taxonomy places the organism in Eukaryota, Fungi, Chytridiomycota, Chytridiomycetes, Spizellomycetales, Powellomycetaceae. The transcript is spliced from 3 exons. Gene Ontology annotation, molecular function: hydrolase activity, hydrolyzing O-glycosyl compounds; calcium-dependent protein serine/threonine phosphatase regulator activity; calcium ion binding. Gene Ontology annotation, biological process: polysaccharide catabolic process. Bases 92 to 628 code for a protein of 178 amino acids. The record is from RefSeq and is a predicted model, not a curated record.
ACUUGUUGAACGCUAUGUCGCUGCACAACUCUAUCGCAUGUCCGUCGCAUAGAUAGCAAGAUACUUGCGCCCCGCUUCAAACACUAGCAAGAUGGGUCAGGGGUCUUCCCGCUUGACGGCGGAGGAGUUUGACGACCUGAAGUCAAUAUCAACCUUCUCGGAAGCACAAAUAAAAACCCUCUAUUCUCGUUUCCGGCACCUGGACAAGGACAACUCCGGCACGAUAUCAUUGGAAGAAAUGACGGCUAUUCCGGAACUGGCUAUGAACCCUCUGGCCAACCGGGUAGUUGCGGUGUUCGACCUUGACGGGCGAAACGAAGUCAACUUCAAGCAGUUCGUUGCGGCCUUGUCGGUAUUCUCGAAGAGGGCGAAGAGGGAACAGAAAUUGAGCUUCGCAUUCAAAGUGUACGACGUGAACGGCGACGGCGUUAUCGAUUCCAGCGACUUAUACCACAUCCUCAAACUCAUGGUGGGCUCGAACUUGCCAGACGAUCAGGUGCAAGCUCUGGUCGACCAGACUCUUCUGGAUGCCGAUGUCCUGGAUAAGGAUGGAGCUAUCUCAUUUGAGGAGUUUAAGCGAGCCAUGUUCAAUGCUGAUCUGGAGAACGUCCUCACCAUCGAAAUCUGAGUAGCACAUCAAUUCAAAUACACCAGGCUUCAUUCACCGUACAUAGUAGUGGCAACGAUACCAAUCCUUUUGUAGAUAGAUCGCAUUUUCUCCCCUUUACAUUUUACAUAUGUUUUUUGUACGUAUCUUAGUUUUGUUCUCUUUUCCCACUGAGCACCGCCCACAUCCCAGGCAACGCUUGGCAUACAGUAUAUCAAUUCUGAAGACAUCCCAUCGGCGAGCGAUGGAAGCGAGGCUUUCUUGUGACAUCUUCGAAUCCCGACGAUUAUGGCCAGCGGGUGCCGAAAAGGAAAAGAU